Messenger RNA from Argiope bruennichi, 3526 nucleotides. It is a transcript of the gene Fbxo42, whose product is annotated as F-box only protein 42-like. The transcript has 10 exons. The record is from RefSeq and is a predicted model, not a curated record. Gene Ontology annotation, molecular function: protein binding. The coding region runs from base 75 to 2006 and encodes 643 amino acids. Lineage: Eukaryota; Metazoa; Arthropoda; Arachnida; Araneae; Araneidae.
GCGAUGGUUUCUGUUGGAAGUUUAAAUGUAUGUUAUUAAAUUUAAGUUAAUAAUUUUAAUUAUUUGAAAUACAGAUGAGAGAAAUAAAUUCCAUUGCAUCAGCUCAGCGUGUAAAGCAUAGCAAAAUGAAGUCAACAGUUUCAAUAGAAGAUCUUCCAGACCCAAUAAUUGAAUAUAUUUUGAGUUACUUGUCACCCUAUAGAGAUUUAAAACAGUGUAUGCAAGUCAAUAAGUCUUGGUAUAGAUUUGUUUAUGAUGUGAUUAGAAAAACACAAAGAGAUUUUUAUAAUGCUAUUUAUCAUAUGUCUGUCCAGUGGUGUCAUUUGGAAGCUGAACCUGGUCCAACAAUAACAAAAAGAUACUCACACAGUGCAUGUUGCAAUGGCAAUUCAAUGUACAUUUUUGGUGGAUGUACCACGGCUAAUACAACAUUUAAUGAUUUGUGGCGAUUUGAUCUUGGGAGUAGAUGUUGGAUUAGACCACUUGCAACUGGGACUUAUCCUCCCCCAAAAGCAUGUGCAACACUCGUAAGCCAUAGUGACAAUCUAGUCUUAUUCGGUGGCUGGACACAUACUGCUCCUUAUCCUCUUCAUCAGGUAUGGAGAGUUUUCAAUCAGAUUCAUAUUUAUAACACAACAACUAACAGAUGGACACAAGUAACAACUGCAAGCAGUUGUCCUCCCAUGGCUGGACAUUCAGCAACUGUUCAUGGGGAUGUAAUGGUGGUUUUUGGUGGUGUUCAAAAGCAAAUUUGUGAUGGCCCAUUUGUUAGGUGUGUAAGCACCAAUGAUGUGUGGACUUUGGACUUGAAAUCGUAUAAAUGGCAAAAACAAGUGACUAGUAAUGAUCCACCUCCUGCUCGAUAUGGUCACUCACAGAUACCUAUCGAUAAGGAUCAUCUAUUAAUUGUGGGAGGAUGUGGUGGUCCAAAUAUGUUGUAUAGUGACAUAUGGCUUUUAAAAAUGGUGAAUGGUGCUGGUGGAUUAUGGGAAUGGCAGAAAAUGGUUAUCCACGGUAAAGAAUAUGCUGCUCCUCAAAUUGCAUUUCAUCCUGCUUGUAAGGUUGGUAGUCAAGUUGUUGUGAUGAGCAAAAGUCACAAAUCUAGAUCUUCUCCUGCAUCUCUUCCGAAUCUCUUGCGAGCACCUUCACGUACUUGGGUGCCCCCACGUAUGGAUGAUGAAGACAGCAUUAACUUGCGGAAUGCUAAACGAUCUGCAUCUGAAAUUGAUCCCUGUGUUAAUGGAAAAAGGGGUGUUCUAAAACGGCCUUCUGAUCGUCCAAAUACUGCAAAACCUAGUCAAGUAUCCAGCAGUGAUGAAGAUGAAACUCUUGAUUCUACCAAAAAAGUUGCUCUAAAUACUGCUCUCAAUUCUUUCCCACUUCCACCGCAAGCUAGUAACAAGAAUUCCGACUCAGCUAAUGACUCGCCUUCAACUUCAGGUUAUGCCCAUAAUGAUGUGACUAAUGACUCUAUUCCUUCAUCGGCAUCACCAUCUCUCGUCUCUUCUGAGAAAUCACAGUUGAAUAAUGGUAAUUCAGAAGCACGCAGAAGCUCUGUGUCCACACAAUAUUCUUCAAGAGAGGAUAUGAGACAGAACCCUGGUCAGGCCAAUUCUGGUACCUGUGCGCACACACGGCGAAACAGACAACGGCAGCUGGAGGGCCUGGAUCGAAUGGAACAGAGGUUGAGGGAUUUAAGAGCAGGGAAUGUAAGCUAUCCCACUCUCCAUAAAUUUUCUCGAACUAUGAAGCGCCCAAUGUGUUUAUAUGUUUUGGACAUCAGUACUGCUUUUGACGGUUUUGUGACUUGGAGAGCUGUGAAAAAUCAGUCUCCUUCAGCACCUGAAGAAAUAAUUCUCUAUUCUCUUGUCCUUGGAAAAGGUGAAGUGAUCAUGUUUGGGGGAAUACAGAAGGAUUUGAAUUCGAGUGGUCAGGAAGGGGAAACUGUGCCAGAAGUAGUGUCAAAUUCUUUGCAUUUCAUGACUGCAGAGCGUUUUGUGAUUUGAUAAAGCCGGAAAUUGAUGGAGAACUUUUAUAUCUUUGUUAUGUACAUCUGGAACUGGGAAAAUUUUUCAUGGAAAAUGUUUUGUGAGAACAAAAAAAUGAUUAAAGCGCUAUUUAAAGAUGAAAAAAAUUCUAAUUUUAAUCAGGUUUUUCAUUGAAUAUUCUUUGUUUCAUUUUAGAACUAAGAAAUAAUUCUUUGCUAAUAUUAAUCUGCAUAUUUGGAAACAUUUUUUAAUUUAAGUGUAAAUACAUUUUGCAUUUGGUGUGUAGUAUAAUUGUUGAAUAAGAGAAAAAAAUAUAUCCUUAUGUAUUGAUGUGUAUACAAUUUAUUUACUGUUAGGGGAGAAAAGACAGCUUUUAAAAAUAAAGUAAUGUAAAUACAUCUUUUUUUUUUUCGUGCAUUAGUUAUAUUUUAAUGUCAUGGUUAUUUUUUAGUAUGCUAAUAUAUCUCCUUUGUUAUUAAUAAAGGUUUGUUUAUGAUAUUUUCAACUCCAAUUAUUCUUUAUUUUAAUUCAUGUUACUUUUUUUAACCUUCAAUUAUAAUAACUAUUGAAUUUUAAAUGUUUUUCAUUUUCUUAAAUAAUGCUUAAUAACUUUUGUAGAGACCUAGUAAUUUCAUAUAAAAUGGAAUUUUUAAUGUUGAAAAGUUAAAGAUGUGAUACUUUUUAUGUAAAAUAUCCUGUAAUAUUUUUCAUAAAUGUGGAGAAAUAACUAUUUGGGCCCAUCUUAAUAGAUAUAUAAAACAGUAUUAAGAUUAUUUCAUUUAGACAAAUCAUUUACGCUUUUUCUAAUUUUUUUUAUGGAAAUAAAAAGUUAUUGUAGUAAAAUAUUUCCCUGCAGCUUAAUAUAUAUUUGUUGCUUUAUCACUCUGUUUCAUAAAAAAACAGUCUUAUUUUUAUUUCAAAGCUACCAUUUGUUGUUUAAAUAUAUUUCUAGCUGCUCUAAUAGCACUCAAUCCAUCUCCUGAAUUAAUUUUAAUAUUGAAUUGGUUAUUUCUCUAGUUUGUUCAAUGAAAUGGCUUUUAUUUUCUUUUUAGUAGGAAAAUGUAUUUGAAAUUCUUAAGUGCUUAAAAAUAAAAGGCAUGCAAAAGAAAGAAAACCUAGUUGUAAUAUACACUACAACAAUAAUCUAAGUGGAAUUUCCAGCUGUACUCAACUGUGUAGUGACUUGUCUGUUUGACUUUGAUGCUAUACAAAUAAAGAAACCAACUCCUAUUUAAUAAUCAAUCUGUUUCAUGAUACGGAAAAUUUUCAAUUUGUUCAAAAACAGUGUCUUGAAAAAGGAAUAUCAAAUAAUGAGUCUCUACUAUACAUACAAUUUUUAAAAAUUAUAUUUCUUAUAUUAUGCAAUUUUAAAAAUUAUUAAUCUUUGUGAGUGUAAAUUGAUAUAUCUGUAAAGAAAAAAUAUAGCAGAUUUCUAGUUUUUAAAAUAGUUGUAAAUAUUCGGAAAUAUUGUUCAUUUGUAUUUUAUUGCAAAAAAAUACUUGAUGUACAUAUUAUCUAGUAUCAAGUGAUUUUUUUUU